GCACUUGUAUUUAACAAAUUAAUAAAGUGAUCGGGAAACUGUGUUCCGGUCACAAUAACGCCCACUUUCCCCGCCUGGGACCCAAUCAAGUAAAAAUGACAACAUCAGCAUUUAAAAAUCGGCGUAACAACGCAUCGCCAAGUGACGCGGAAGCUGAUGGUCGGAUCGUCAACGAUGCCAAUUCUGCACAUCUGGAUCAUACAAUGGAGAAAACAGAUUCGGAAGAAGAUGCUUGGUCAUCAACUGGUUAUGAUUAUAUCAAUCCAUUUGUACAUCGACUACAGAUUGACAAUAGAAUCGAUUUGGCGAAGGUUUAUGUGCUAACAGUGCUUUUGUUACCAAUUCGCGUUGUCGGCUGUGUUCUCUCUCUACUAUCUGCGUGGAUGUUUGCCUGUAUUGGCCUCUAUGGCCUAACAUUGGAUGAACUAAUGUCAAAACCAAUAACCGGUUGGCGAAAACAAUGUCAACGCGUAACCUCUGGUGCUAUGCGCACACUCUUUGCUGCUGGCACUUUUAUGCAUAUCAAAUUGACUGGCGAGCGUGCAUCACCCAAACAAGCACCCAUUAUGGUCGUGGCACCGCACUCCUCUUAUGUGGAUUCGAUUAUUGUUGUAGCAACUGGACCACCGUCAAUUGUGGCUAAGCGCGAAACAGCCGAUAUACCACUGCUAGGCAAAAUCAUCAAUUUUGCUCAACCCAUUUAUGUGCAGCGCGAGGAUCCGAAUUCGCGUCAAAAUACGAUACGUCAAAUUGUACAACGCGCACGUUCCGAGGAUGAAUGGCCUCAAGUUGUGAUAUUUUCCGAGGGUACAUGCACUAAUCGAAAGGCGUUGAUUAAAUUUAAGCCUGGAGCUUUUUAUCCGGGGGUGCCGGUACAGCCGGUGUUGUUGAAGUACCCCAACAAAUAUGAUUCAUUCACAUGGACAUGGGAUGGACCUGGCGUCCUCAAGCUACUUUGGCUGACGAUGGCGCAAUUCUAUAGUCGUUGCGAAAUCGAAUUUUUGCCUGUCUACACGCCAUCAGAAGAGGAAAAAGCUGAUGCAAAUUUAUAUGCACAAAAUGUGCGCGAUGUUAUGGCGAAAGCACUCGGUGUGCCAACGUCAGAAUAUUCAUUCGAAGAUGUGAUUACAAUGAGUCGUGCCAAAGAUAUGCGUGUGCCCUACCCUGGUGAUAUUAUCGAAAUUGAACGUGUGCUUUACAGUUUGGGCUUCCUACCGGAUUCCGAACGUGACCAAGAAUUAGUCGCUGAUUUCCUUAGCUUACACAAUACUGACCGAUUAGACAUAUUUACUUUUGCUGAAUUGCUGCAACUCGAUGCCAAGAGUACGCAUCUACACCAGCUUUUUGCACUUUUAGAUCAUCAUCACAAUUACACAGUCAGCUUGAAGAGUUUUCUGUUAUGCUCACAAUUUUGUAAAUUAAAGAAUGAAGAGAUCAUCGUAUUUUUGCGUGCUAUAACGAAUCUCUACGCUGAGUCGUCACAAAGUAUUACCCGCCAAAGUUUUGCACGUAUUCUGAGACACACGGGAAAAAUGACGCCCGAAAAGUGUGAUGCAUUGUUUUUUGCAAUCGAUCAUACGAACAAAGGCUGCAUUGCGUUCGAGGACUUUGAGCGCUACACCAAGGAUCAUCCACAGUACAAGUUCCUUUAUAAGAAACAGGAGCAUCUACGAAGAACGCAAGCAGCUGGCAAUGUAAAGAAAACGAAUUAAAAUCAAGGACAAAACAAGAUGAUAAAGAAAUAAAAGAAUAACGCUUUUUUAUGCGACCUUGAGGGUGUAUGUGUGCGUGUGUAUGACAGAGUUGACAUGAUUUUUGAGCGCGAAAAAUGCAUUUCAUAAGGGUAAUGGAUUUUUGAAUUACAAAAUCCGAUGUAUUUACAAAAACCAAACAUUAAUUGUAUUUAUUUCAUUUCGAUUGUUUAAGAACUUCAUAAAGCUAUUGCUUAAGAAAGUAAAAAGUAAAACUGCUUCUAAUAUUGUAAAAUAAUGAUUUUGCAAAAAAAAUAAGGGGCAAAAAAUGCAAAUUUCAUUUUUAAAACCAGUGUAUAUGUUUGCAUUCAUAUAAACUGUUUGAACGUUUAAAAUGACAAUCUGAUCGAAGAGAAGACAAAUUUUCUUUCUAAGCAACAUAGCUGCAAAUCGUGCGCUGAUAUAGCUACAUAAACAUAUGUAGGGAGAUUAUAAGGACGGGCCAACAACAAACCUUAACCACCUAAAAAUGCAAAAGAAUAAUUUAUACUAUUCAGUCAAAUAUUGUACACACUCUCAUAUAAAGGCAUUCAAGUUUCUUAUAAUUAAAUUUAAAAUUUUGUUUGCUAUCUGCUUCAUGUAACGUAGCUUUAAAAAUUAAUGCCAUAAAGUAAUAGAAGUAGAAAUAAUCUAACAAUGAUAUUUAAUUGUUUACUGAGUAUAUUUAAUGUCAAUUUUAUUAUACGUUAAAUAUAUGCUUACAGUGUAUUAGAUUCUAGCAAUGUAGGCGUGUGUAUUUAUAUAUGUAUGUAUGCAUAUAUGUAUGUAUAAUUAUUUAUUAGAGUUAUUGUUAAGAAACCCUUAAGUAUGCAUUCAAGCACUUAACAAUAAA
Messenger RNA from Rhagoletis zephyria (snowberry fruit fly), 2583 nucleotides. It is a transcript of the gene LPCAT, whose product is annotated as lysophosphatidylcholine acyltransferase. Gene Ontology annotation, molecular function: lysophosphatidic acid acyltransferase activity. Gene Ontology annotation, cellular component: endoplasmic reticulum. The record is from RefSeq and is a predicted model, not a curated record. Lineage: Eukaryota; Metazoa; Arthropoda; Insecta; Diptera; Tephritidae.